AUGGACAAUACCAGAAUGGGCUCCUUUUUGGACUAUACAAUAUGUAACCGUGGAACUAGUGCCUACUCACCCAGAGGGUACCACCACUUAGACCAAGGGGCACCAUCCUUUUCAGCAUGCCCAGGUACCAGUGACAUUUAUAGCGGUGAUGGACGUUUUGCAGUGGGAGGAACGGGUACAAUCUCCAACCAGUUACCACAGCAGAGCCACGGCUACCACCAUCACCCUGCAAGCACUAAUCUGGCAUAUGCCAGCUCCAUACCAAGUUACACUUCACAGAACUGCAGCCAGGGCUAUGGGCACCAAGUGUACGUCAGCCAAGAAGCAGAGGGAGUUUAUUUUCAACAACAGCCUUAUUCCGCCAACACAACUACUAACAUUGGCUCAUUGUCAGAAGGAUACUGUGGAGCAGUGCCAGGGCCGGCUCAUUACCAACAGCACCCGUAUGGGCAGGAGCACCAAUGCUUGGUACAGGGUUACCCCGACCAUUCCCCGUUGCUGCAUGAUGACAAGGACAUCUCCUGCCAGCCUGAACAAGCAGCAUCUAACCCCACGUUUGAGUGGAUGAAAGUAAAGCGGAAUCCGCCGAAAACCUCCAAACCCGCGGAUUACGGAUUAACGUCUCCACAAAAUAGCAUGAGGACCAACUUCACCACCAAGCAGUUGACCGAGCUGGAGAAAGAGUUCCACUUUAACAAGUACCUGACCCGGGCCAGGCGGGUGGAGAUUGCGGCCACACUGGAACUGAAUGAGACUCAGGUGAAAAUCUGGUUCCAGAAUCGGAGGAUGAAGCAGAAGAAAAGAGAGAAGGAAGGACUCAGUCAGGGUGUCAGUAAGAGCUCAUCAGCAAAGGAGAGCAGUGAGAUCUCAGACCUCUGCUGCUCUACUUCCCCUGACACCUCUCCAAACUCUGUGUAGAGGAAGCACACGGACAGCCCCCACCUGGGAACAGAAUGUUGCGCAGAUGAUGUAAAUAGUUUAUUUUCUUCGGCAAAUGCCUUAUUUAUAUACAGAAAACAGUUUACAAAGCAAAACAACAACAACAAAAAUCGUGGCCACUGAACAAAAGGGAGCUGGCUGGCUCCUCUCAGGGAAACCCCAUAUUUUUAGGGGAGCUGCACAUUCAGGCAUCUCCAUUAGGUUGCUGAUCUGCUCACCUAUACACGAGUCCGAUGUAUUGUAUAGGAUUGAUGGUCACGUGUUCUCCUACUCACAAAUGUUGUUAUUACCAAUACUCCAUAAUGAAUGCUUGUGUUUCUGCGCGGAUAUAUUUAUAGUCACACACAGACUCAUUGUUACUGUAUAUAUGACGAUCGUUGUAACACGUGAUGCCUUUCAAAAAUAGUUUGCACUAUACCUAAUAUACAUUUCAGAACACAGGUUUUAUUAAUAGAUGCGAUAAAUUGGAAAAUUAGUGCCUGUGACCAAUAAGGGUUGUGUCCAAGAACGAAACGAUAACCCCGAUUUAUCACACCUCUAGUAUGUUUUAAUAUAGUAUUUCAUUUAACAGUAUCUGCUAAA
Messenger RNA from Pseudophryne corroboree (corroboree frog), 1521 nucleotides. It is a transcript of the gene HOXB1, whose product is annotated as homeobox B1. Gene Ontology annotation, biological process: regulation of transcription by RNA polymerase II. The transcript has 2 exons. NCBI's taxonomy places the organism in Eukaryota, Metazoa, Chordata, Amphibia, Anura, Myobatrachidae. Gene Ontology annotation, cellular component: nucleus. Gene Ontology annotation, molecular function: RNA polymerase II cis-regulatory region sequence-specific DNA binding; DNA-binding transcription factor activity, RNA polymerase II-specific. Bases 1 to 918 code for a protein of 305 amino acids. The record is from RefSeq and is a predicted model, not a curated record.